Messenger RNA from Punctularia strigosozonata HHB-11173 SS5, 708 nucleotides. RefSeq lists its product as uncharacterized. The record is from RefSeq and is a predicted model, not a curated record. Bases 1 to 708 code for a protein of 235 amino acids. NCBI's taxonomy places the organism in Eukaryota, Fungi, Basidiomycota, Agaricomycetes, Corticiales, Punctulariaceae. The transcript has 3 exons.
AUGCCUCGCCGUUAUCUCUCCGGCCGCCCCGAAGACCUCAGAUUGUCGCGCUUCCGUGUUUCGUUGUCUGUGGAUGAAAACUGGGCACCGCUCGCACGUCAAGAUAGUAUAUCCUCUCUUCAAGACGAAUUCCAGCGCGGUGCCACUCCGGUCUUUCCGACGAACGACGAACGGAGCCGCGAAUCCACCCCCUACGAUGAAUACGUAUGCCCAACACCCCCAUACAUCGAGGACGAAGAUCGGUCGAGAGCGUCUACUCCGUCGACCGUAGUCGACGAUACCGAAACUCAUGGGAGGACGCCAUUAACAAACGUUGGAUGGGCUAAGCCAGGCCCCUCGAGUUGCUUCCCUCCCAACGCGCACCCCAUCACGGGCUACAUCCCUCGCGAGGAAUCCUUUCAAUACGGAUCAUCACGCGCGUACACGCCAGUCUACCGAGCGGGUUCGGAGGUGUCCACCGUGCCAGACGACGAGAUUUCGUGGCGCUCACCGACACCCCAUGAUGACCACGCGGAUCCUGCAACUCCACGCCCAGCCUCAGAGGACAGGCGGUCCGUUACGCCGACCUUCAGCUACAGGUCGCCUUCCGUCGUCGUUGACCACGAGAUACCAAUCCCUGAACAGAUGCAGCGCACCUCGUCGGUCUCGCCUCCACUCGCCGCGCACUCUGGACACCUCUGGGAUGACUGGAGAUGCAGAGCGACUUGA